CUCACCAUCGCCCUGGGCAUCGUGCACAGUGACACAGGUACAUACGCACACCACAUGCUCACUCCUACAUGGACAUACAUCGCUCUCCUAUGUUGACAUGGCUGCAGAGUGCUCUCGGUGUCUGUCCAUGAUGGCAUGUGAUUGGGCUGCCUUUGUCCUGACGUCGUGUACAUCUCAUUGGUAUGGAUCUUCAUCCCACCUACUGACUGGCCACGACCAUACCCACUUCUGGCUUGUGUGACCUCUGAUGGUGUGUGCAGGCUGUGAUGUGGUUACCUAUGGUCGUGGACGUGUAUGGGAUGGCUGAGACACACAGACUGCCUACUGGUGGUACGCACCGACACACGUGAUGCGUUCCAUCCACCACACCACUUACUGUGUGCCUCUGGUGAUUCAGGUCUACGUGUACAGUGACACUUGGUUGGUUUGUUACUGCCUGCGGGGACUACACCUACCUCAUGUGGUAUGUCAUUCGCACACACACCGUCUGACAUACCCACCACCACUCACCUCUCUCUCUCUCUCUCUCUCUCUGUGUGGGCGUGUGUGUGUGUGGUGGCUCAGGGUGUUUUGGUUCUCGGUUCAGUAGCGUGUUGGGUGACUGACUGGGCAUACCUACACGCCUUCACCGGUACGUCACAUACACCACCACCCUACCCACUCACCUCACCUCUCCAUCCUCACUCACCUUUGCUGUGUGUGGCUGGUGUUUCGUUUGUGUGUGGUGGUGGUGCAGUUUCGUGUUUGACCUUCGAUGGACCGAUUCCUGCUGUCUACACCGUUAUAUACGACACUUUGCCGUUGACCGUUAACGUUGACUCCGCCUUCGGCUCUCGACAAACGUUCACACACGGCAUCGACAUCGACAUACUCACGGUCGACAUCGGACACGCAGCGACUGGAGAUUUGAAUACCUUUCAGAGACAACUCACUUCAAGUUGAUUUCGUUAAUUUGUUUCAUUCUUUGACAAUUGCAUUCACCUGUAAGGAGUUCUCCGCAUCCCUCCC
Messenger RNA from Vitrella brassicaformis, 1008 nucleotides. The record is from the annotation of a GenBank genome assembly. NCBI's taxonomy places the organism in Eukaryota, Vitrellaceae.